This is a messenger RNA of Myxocyprinus asiaticus (Chinese sucker), 2327 nucleotides long. RefSeq names its product zinc finger and BTB domain-containing protein 14-like. The transcript has 3 exons. Gene Ontology annotation, molecular function: protein binding; DNA-binding transcription factor activity, RNA polymerase II-specific; RNA polymerase II cis-regulatory region sequence-specific DNA binding. Lineage: Eukaryota; Metazoa; Chordata; Actinopteri; Cypriniformes; Catostomidae. The record is from RefSeq and is a predicted model, not a curated record. Gene Ontology annotation, cellular component: nucleus. Gene Ontology annotation, biological process: regulation of transcription by RNA polymerase II. The coding region runs from base 454 to 1785 and encodes 443 amino acids.
ACGCGCUUCGGUCACUGCAGUUCCGUGCUGGCGCAGCGCGUCCUUCCGCCAGUGCUCGUCCUCGGCCUCGCACACAACAACAAAGUAUUAAAUUCUGCACUGGCGCUGGUGACAUUUAACACACACUCUCACAGUGGAUCAAAACAGCACAAUAAAGUGGGAAUAAAACUAGCGCUCUGUCUCUUUACGAGAGCACAUGCGUGUUAAACAGUCUACACUGCACGGAGAGAUGAUGAUGAUGAUGAUGAUGAUGAGACAUAUGCACAGAGAGACAUGGAUUUUCAGUCCUAUAGAAAGAAACUGUUGAUUUCUUGUGUUCCUGUGUGUGGAUUACUGCUUUUCACCAACAUGUAAAAACGAGAUGUGGGGAUUUCACGCACUGUGAACACGGAAUGUGCGGGGAUACUUAAACUGUUGCACAAGACUUUAAAUCCCGCUACGAAAUUCAUUAAUAUGUCAGAAACUGUGAAGUAUGUGGACGAUGAGCACAAAACCAUCUUUCUGAAGCUACUGAACGAGCAGAGAUUGGAGGGUGAUCACUGCGACAUCGCGGUCGUCGUUGAGGACGUGAAAUUCAGGGCGCAUCGCUGUGUGUUAGCGGCAUGCAGCAACUACUUCAAAAAGCUUUUCAAGAAACAUGAGGUGGAUAGCUCCUCCGUCAUAGAGAUUGACUUCAUCCGCUCAGACAUCUUUGAAGAAGUGCUCAAUUACAUGUACACCGCCAAGAUUUCUGUGAAGAAGAAAGAUGUGAAUCUAAUGAUGUCUUCAGGACAGAUACUAGGAAUCCGGUUUCUGGAUAAGCUCUGCUCUCAGAAGCGAGACAUGUCCACCGAUGAGAAAAAUGACCCCAGGAACGCCAGCAAGUUUCCGUACGACAUGGUUAAAAUGGGUCUUCCAAUGGAAGAUCCUCCAUUAACUCAAGACAACGACGUUCAGGUGCUCGGGGACCAAGAUGAUGCUCCUUCUGAUGAUAUUGUGGAGGAAGCUCAAAGCAAUCACGACCUGGACAAAUCACCCAACAACGCCCUGAGAGUGCAGGAGGCCAUCCUGAAAGAGUUAGCACAAGAAGAGGUACAUAAGGUGAGCUGCUACGACCAGGAGGUGGAAGCCAUGGACACGGAACCCAAAGAACUGGCGGCUCACUCGCAGACGCUGUCAUUCGCAGACAGCAUGGGUGACGUGAAGGACGAACAGCCCCCCGGAUGGACGACGGCCACCGGCGACAUGAAGUUUGAGUAUCUACUCUAUGGGCACAGAGAUCAGCUUGCCUGCCAGGUGUGCGGCAAGACGUUCGUCGACGAAAACCGCCUGAGGAAACACGAGAAACUGCACUCGGCCGACCGACCGUUCGUUUGCGAGAUAUGCACCAAAGCAUUCACCACGCAGGCCCAUUUGAAGGAACACCUGAAAAUUCACACGGGCUUCAAGCCCUAUAGCUGCGACUCCUGCGGGAAGUCGUUCAUCCGCGCUCCCGACCUGAAGAAACACGAGCGAGUGCACAGCAACGAGCGGCCGUUCAGCUGUCAGAUGUGCGAAAAGGCCUUCAAGCACAAGUCGCACCUGAAGGAUCACGAGCGACGCCACAGAGGAGAGAAGCCGUUUGUGUGCGGCUCAUGUACGAAGGCCUUCGCCAAAGCGUCCGACCUGAAGAGACACGAGAACAACAUGCACAGUGAACGCAAACAGUUGACGUCGAGCGGCCUGCAGAGCGAAACCGAACAGCUCCAGGCCGCAGCCAUGGCCGCCGAGGCCGAGCAACAGCUGGAGUCUAUAGCGUGCUCCUAACACGCUCAACGGUCCCUUCAUAGACCUUUCAUUUGGCUAAAAUGGUGUAGUCUUAUCAUUUUGGUGGGCCUCAUUGGAGUCGUUUUUCUGAACUUUUUGAACCGCAGGUCUUGAUAGUGAUUUUAAUUUUAGACAAUUUGAUUUACACUGAUUCAUUUUUUGCUUUCUUUUAUAUGUAAAUGGUGCAUUUUUCUCCAAUUGAACAUUUCAUACCAAGUGAAUUUGAGUAUUUGUGACAGCCAGAUGGACGAUGAAACACAAACAUGUUGCAGUUGGACAGUGCCGGUUUCAUGAAAUAAACUGGACACGUGGGAGAUUUGUAAUUCUGACAAAAGAACAUAUUUGAAUGAACAAGCCUUUGGUCAAUCAUUCCAUCAGUUUCUUGCUAAAGGGUGGGAAAAAUGUACACAUUGAGAUAUUUUUGCUGUAAUAAAUGACUGGUGAAUCAUUGAAAUGUUUGUAGUGUGUUCUGGUUACUGUUCAUGAACAUGUGUAUCUUUUUUUUCACAAAGAACUCCUCAUAAAGUACCAUAGACACUGAA